Malassezia restricta is the source of this 519-nucleotide messenger RNA. Its product is annotated as alkyl hydroperoxide reductase 1. The transcript is spliced from 2 exons. Gene Ontology annotation, biological process: cellular response to oxidative stress; hydrogen peroxide catabolic process; cell redox homeostasis. The record is from RefSeq and is a predicted model, not a curated record. The coding region runs from base 1 to 519 and encodes 172 amino acids. Gene Ontology annotation, molecular function: thioredoxin peroxidase activity. NCBI's taxonomy places the organism in Eukaryota, Fungi, Basidiomycota, Malasseziomycetes, Malasseziales, Malasseziaceae. Gene Ontology annotation, cellular component: peroxisome; cytoplasm; mitochondrion.
AUGGCUACUCAGAAAGGCGCUGUCAUUCCUAACACCAAGUUCGGUCUCAUUCCCUGGGCUCCUGAGCUCGACUCGGGUGAGGUCUGCGGUAUCCCCACCACCUUUGAGUCGCACAACGAGUGGAAGGGCAAGAAGAUCGUGGUUGUCUCGAUCCCUGGUGCCUACACCCCUAUUUGCCACCAGCAGCACAUUCCUCCUCUGGUCAAGCGUGCUGAUGAGCUCAAGGCCAAGGGCGUUGAUGCUGUCUACGUCAUCGCUGUGAACGACCCCUACGUGAUGUCGGCCUGGGGUGUCUUUAACCACGCCAAGGACAAGGUUGUGUUCGCCACGGAUAUUAACGCCGCUUUCUCGAAGGCGCUUGGUGCUACGAUCGACCUCAGCUUCAAGGACAUGGGCGAGCGCACCGCUCGUUACGCCUUGAUCAUCGACGACCUCAAGGUUGUUGACUUCGCCUCGGACGAGGGUGACACGGGCAAGCUCCAGAACGCUUCGAUCGACACCAUCCUCCAGAAGCUUUAA